This is a messenger RNA of Caenorhabditis elegans, 2422 nucleotides long. RefSeq names its product 3-phosphoinositide-dependent protein kinase 1 (gene pdk-1). Gene Ontology annotation, cellular component: cytoplasm. Gene Ontology annotation, molecular function: ATP binding; protein serine kinase activity; protein kinase activity. The record is from RefSeq and is marked reviewed. Lineage: Eukaryota; Metazoa; Nematoda; Chromadorea; Rhabditida; Rhabditidae. The transcript has 11 exons. Gene Ontology annotation, biological process: cellular response to oxygen-containing compound; regulation of developmental growth; animal gross anatomical part developmental process. The coding region runs from base 20 to 1930 and encodes 636 amino acids.
CAAUUUCAGAUCCAUCUCGAUGGAGGAUCUCACACCAACUAACACGUCGCUCGACACCACAACUACUAACAAUGACACGACAUCGGAUCGUGAAGCGGCGCCAACGACGCUCAACUUAACACCAACAGCAAGUGAAUCGGAGAACAGCUUAUCCCCAGUCACCGCCGAAGAUCUCAUAGCUAAAAGCAUUAAAGAAGGAUGUCCGAAGAGAACUUCCAACGACUUCAUGUUUCUUCAGAGUAUGGGCGAAGGAGCCUACAGCCAGGUAUUCCGAUGUCGCGAAGUGGCAACAGAUGCGAUGUUCGCCGUCAAAGUGCUCCAGAAGUCGUACCUCAACCGCCAUCAAAAAAUGGACGCAAUCAUUCGCGAGAAGAAUAUCUUAACAUACCUGUCACAAGAAUGCGGUGGUCAUCCGUUUGUCACACAGCUCUACACACAUUUUCACGACCAGGCUAGAAUUUAUUUCGUGAUCGGACUUGUUGAAAAUGGUGAUCUUGGCGAGUCGCUGUGCCAUUUUGGAUCAUUCGACAUGCUCACCUCAAAAUUCUUUGCCUCGGAAAUCCUCACCGGACUGCAAUUCCUACACGACAACAAAAUUGUGCACAGAGACAUGAAGCCGGACAAUGUGCUCAUCCAGAAAGACGGUCACAUUCUCAUCACAGAUUUUGGAAGUGCCCAGGCGUUUGGCGGUCUCCAACUGUCACAGGAGGGCUUUACGGAUGCGAAUCAGGCAAGCUCGCGAUCUUCGGAUUCUGGAUCGCCGCCGCCAACUCGAUUCUAUUCGGAUGAGGAGGUUCCAGAAGAGAACACUGCUCGACGUACCACAUUUGUUGGAACUGCUCUCUACGUGAGCCCGGAGAUGCUAGCUGACGGAGAUGUGGGACCACAAACCGACAUUUGGGGAUUGGGAUGUAUCCUUUUCCAGUGUCUAGCCGGACAGCCACCAUUCAGAGCCGUCAACCAGUACCAUCUUUUGAAAAGAAUCCAGGAGUUGGAUUUCUCGUUCCCAGAAGGAUUUCCAGAGGAAGCGUCGGAAAUUAUCGCAAAGAUUUUGGUGCGCGACCCGAGUACCCGUAUCACCAGUCAAGAACUUAUGGCUCACAAGUUUUUUGAAAACGUUGACUGGGUGAACAUUGCAAAUAUCAAGCCACCAGUCCUGCACGCCUACAUUCCAGCCACAUUUGGCGAGCCGGAGUACUACUCUAACAUUGGGCCUGUCGAGCCGGGACUUGAUGAUCGUGCCUUGUUCCGUUUGAUGAAUUUGGGAAAUGAUGCUAGCGCAUCACAGCCAUCAACUUUCAGACCGUCUAACGUGGAACAUCGCGGAGACCCAUUUGUUUCGGAAAUUGCACCACGCGCCAAUUCGGAAGCCGAAAAGAACCGCGCCGCACGUGCGCAGAAGCUCGAAGAGCAACGUGUCAAAAACCCAUUCCACAUCUUCACCAACAACUCGCUCAUUUUGAAACAAGGAUAUUUGGAAAAGAAGCGAGGAUUGUUUGCCAGACGCCGAAUGUUCCUGUUGACCGAAGGACCGCAUCUCUUGUACAUUGAUGUGCCGAAUCUUGUGCUCAAAGGAGAGGUACCAUGGACGCCGUGCAUGCAGGUGGAGCUAAAAAACUCGGGAACUUUCUUUAUACAUACGCCCAACCGCGUCUACUACUUGUUUGAUCUCGAAAAGAAAGCAGAUGAGUGGUGUAAGGCUAUCAAUGAUGUUCGCAAGCGGUACUCGGUGACUAUCGAAAAGACUUUUAACUCUGCGAUGCGUGACGGAACAUUUGGCAGCAUUUAUGGAAAGAAAAAGUCCAGAAAGGAAAUGAUGCGUGAACAGAAGGCGCUGCGCCGCAAACAAGAAAAGGAGGAGAAAAAGGCGCUAAAAGCCGAGCAAGUGAGCAAGAAGCUUUCAAUGCAAAUGGACAAGAAGUCGCCUUGAAGGCUCACCUCCCUUCUACUCCCCACAAAAUCACCAUCAAACAAAUCACACUUUUGUAUCAUUUUGCGUCCUUACAUCUCCUUUCAUUCCUCACUUUGGUUUUUUCCAACUGUCAUUAAAUAUCUGUAGGUACUGAGAUAUCCCCCCACGUCACACUUGCUCUCAUCACACACAGGCUGUCAUAGUUGUUUCACACCUUUUUACACACUUUUUCUCCAUUCCAACUGCUAGAAUGCACACUGUAGACGUAGACGUCUUUGUCUUGUACUAUUUUGUUUUUUUUUUGCUUAAAUUGGGUUUAAUCCUUUUUCAAAAAUUUCACAAUUUUUAUACACUGCGUACGUAGAACCACACUCUGUUUUUUUUGUCAUUUUUUUUUGUUUCCCUUACAAUGAUCUGUUUUUCUUUUUUUUUCUCCCUGUCGAUUCGUACCAUUUGUUAGCUGAAAAGUUUUCAUAUUGAAAGUUCCUAUAAAAUGAAUUUUUGGCUCAA